AAACACAAAAUGGACGAAGCCGAGUUUCGCGCGCAAAUCCGCGCUGCUCUUCAACAGCAGACCACUGAAGUGACGACCGCCGCGGGACCCACUGGAUCUGCUGGAUCUGCCGGCAAGUCUGGCACCAAGCUCGUGGCCAUGCUGCCGGGACUGGGUCUGAGCCAGCAGCAGCAGCAGACGAUGACGGAGGAGGAUCGGCGCGCGCUUCCGGCCGUGCUUGCCGAGCUCGAUUUCCACUACCCGCUCGUGUCGGAGGCCGAUCUGCAGCUGUUCCGACGCUUCUUGCUGCAGUACAAGCCACUCACGCCGUCUGCAUCGACUGGCAUCGCCGUUGGGAGCGGAUGGCUCACCGCACGCAUGGUCGCAGGGCUGGUCCAUGGAGCAACGCAUCGGGUCGCGUCCGGGUCCACGCACCAUGCCGGGAACACCUCGGAGGGUCUUCAGUUUGCCAAGAAGGUCACCGAAUCGGAGGGCUCUGGGAGUGCGCCGCCUGCGAGCCAACCGGCAGCCAGCAAUUCUGACAACUCUUCGCGCAGAUCGAGUUCGCCAACUCAGCCAACGCCGCUCAGUACUCAGUUUGCGCUGACCUGCCACGCCGUGCUGGUCAAGCUGAGCGCCAAACUCGUCGACGCACUAGCAUUGCGUUCUGAUGCAAUCGAGCAAACAUGCUCGACGCUGAAUGCCAACUUUGUCAACUUUGUUUCGCCAGCUCAUACAACAAUCGGGCAUGCCGAGUUUCUACCGCUGCUAAAGCAUGGCGGGCUUCACGAAAAUGCCCCAGGCUCGGAGGAUUCAGCAUUACAAGACGAUUUGCCGAGUGAUUCUGGUGAUGCAGCCUUGCAACAGCCCGAGUUUGUCGACAUUGAUGCCGCGGCAGAAGAUGACGACGACUUUGAGUGGGAGUCCAUGGACGAUUCACCCAACACCACCAGCACGCCGCUUUUCGGCGCUCUUUCCCAAGGUGCUGCAAGCCAUCAACAACCGUGGCAACACUGUCUUUCUUCAAUAAUGGGCCUGUUGGAUGCAAUUUCUCCGGCGUGUUUGGCUCCUGCUUUGCUGACUGGCCAGCUCUCGCUGUUCGACACAAUCCAACCGCUCCUGCAAAGCCUGGAGAUGAUUCGAGCACUUCCCUCACAGCCUUCUUCGAUUUCUUCACCUGCACCUUCCACGUCCGACACACCUAUUAUUGCCGUGAUGCAAUCUUCCCUAGCGCCGUUGCUCUCGAACGUGAUUCGCGAGCUGCUCUCAACGUACAUAACAUUUGCCUUGUCACUCGAUCCAGCCACCACGCAUUCCGCCGUACUCGAGCGUGUUGCAGACUUUAUUCAGAGUGCCGCCUACCUGUCUUCGGCUGUGGUCAAGCUCGUCUCCGCGGGCAACAUCACUCUCACAUCGGCGGCCGAAGCAGCCAACGAGCGCGUGCACCGCCUCGAACUCUGCGGCAGUUUGUGCGCAGCUCACACGGUCGGAAUCAGCUCGUUGCAACGAGAUUUGAGCCAUGCCUCGAAAAUGGCCACCGAAGCGAACGAAGGCGCCGAGCAGUCACAACAGCACGACGAGAAACAAGAGCAGCGCGCCGUCUUGCAAAAGCAGACGAAACAGCUGCGCCGAGCCAUUACCAACUCGCUGUUGAGUGGGUUGGACUGCGUGCUGCCCUCUUGCGCGGCGCAAUUCGAGCAUACGGUGAGCGUCCUGCAAAGUCCCACGCCAGCCACGCGCAACGAUCUUCAUGCAUUGAAUGACACGUUGACGAUCGUUCGAUUCCUCGUGGAUCACACGGAGCGCGGUGCCCCGUUUACGCAGCUCACCGCCCGUCUCCAAGCGACGUUUGCGUGGCGAAACCUCCUCCAAUUUGCAGCGCUCGCCCACUCUCAAGGCGACGCCUCCAACCCCGAUUGGCUGCUGUUGCGACCCUCCUGGCAGCACAGCCUCGACACAAUGAUGGCGCUGUGUGUGUCCCAGAGUCGUUCUCUGUGCGAAGAGGCGGUUGCCUUUGACGCGAUGGCGCCUGCCUUGUUUGCCAACCACACCGCGCGCGUGUUGGCCACGUUGUGGCACGCAGCACCCGAACAGAGCGAUGCCGACGCCCCGCAGCACGCCGGCCGCCUUGUUGCUGCCAUUCAAGUCGCCGGCAACGUUGCCAUUUGGCAUCUUGCAGUGUGGUGCGCCGCUCACAGAGCCGCGUCGGACGAGACUGCUUCUCUCGUUGCGAACACGCAAGUGCUGGGAUGGCUAACAGCCGGACUCGCGAACGCCGCUCGUCUGCCGCGCAAACUUCACGAUGCCUACUACCAAACAAUCGGGAGCUAUGCCGAGCAGGUGGCUGCUGCCGAGUUUGCCACAGAUUUGCUCUCUCGCUCGGCAGCACCGUGGCUCUACCAGGCGUUUGACCAGUUGAAUACAUCGCUACUGAAUGCCAUGCAGCAGCAACCCUCAGUCGCUGGACCUCCGGUGGUGGCGGGUAGCGGAAUGGCAGCGGAGGACGCCGAUGAAAAGCGACAGCAGGACGGAAACCAGACCAGGCGUGCGCGAGCGGCGGCCAUUCGUGCAGUCCAGGCGGUGUGCAAGGCUUCGAUGGCGACUGGAAGUGCGAAGGGUGACUAGACAAACACAUACUCGUGCAGUAUUUUCGCCGACAAAGCACACUUUGUUUUGUAACAGUGUAUUUUUAUCAAUAAAAAUUGGCCUCUGC
Molecule: messenger RNA, 2692 nt
Organism: Capsaspora owczarzaki ATCC 30864
Lineage: Eukaryota; Filasterea; Ministeriida; Capsasporidae
Exons: 3
Coding region: 10-2604 (864 amino acids)
Source: RefSeq, a predicted model, not a curated record